Panicum virgatum (switchgrass) is the source of this 1274-nucleotide messenger RNA. Its product is annotated as chitinase-like protein 1. Bases 130 to 1050 code for a protein of 306 amino acids. The record is from RefSeq and is a predicted model, not a curated record. Gene Ontology annotation, molecular function: chitinase activity. Gene Ontology annotation, biological process: carbohydrate metabolic process; chitin catabolic process; cell wall macromolecule catabolic process. NCBI's taxonomy places the organism in Eukaryota, Viridiplantae, Streptophyta, Magnoliopsida, Poales, Poaceae. The transcript is spliced from 3 exons.
CGGCCACCAAACAUUCCAGACGACCAGACCCGUUUCCGAAUCAUCGGCGCCUCGCUUCGCCUCAGCAGCCAGUGAGUUGCUUCGUUGGGAAGGCAAGAGCCAAGAGGGACCUGCAGCCGCGAGCCCGCGAUGGCCCGACGGGCGGCAUUGCUUCUGUUUCUGCUUGCCGCGUCGGCGGCGGCGGCGGCGGCGGCGGGGAGGAAGGAGAAGGCCGGCGAGAAGGUGUGCGACAAGGGGUGGGAGUGCAGCGGCAGCCGGUUCUGCUGCAACGAGACCAUCGGCGACUUCUUCAAGGCGUACCAGUUCGAGGAGCUCUUCGCCCACCGCAACGAUGCCCAGGCCCACGCCCCCGGCUUCUGGGACUACCAGGCCUUCAUCGCCGCCGCCGCCCUCUUCGAGCCCCGCGGGUUCGGCACCACCGGAGGCAAGGAGAUGGGGAUGAUGGAGGUCGCCGCCUUCCUAGGACAUGUCGGCGCGAAGACGUCCUGUGGAUAUGGUGAAGCACCUGCUGGUGAAACGGCUUGGGGGCUUUGCUACAACCAUGAAUUGAGCCCCAGUCAGAACUACUGUGAUGAUAGCAACGAAUUGUACCCUUGUGUUGAAGGAGUUGAGUACUAUGGCAGAGGCGCUAUUCCUGUUUACUGGAACUACAACUAUGGUAUUGUUGGCAAUGGUAUCAAGCAGGAUCUGUUGAAUCACCCAGAGCUAUUGGAACAGAAUGCCACCCUAGCAUUUGAAGCAGCUGUUUGGAGGUGGAUGACUCCAAUGAAGCGGAAGCAGCCAUCUGCCCAUGAUGUGUUUGUUGGUAACUGGAAACCGACCAAGAACGACACAUUGUCCAAGAGGUAUCCUGGCUUUGGUGCUACCAUGAACAUCCUGUAUGGUGAUGGUAUCUGUGGUCAAGGGUCCACUGAUAAGAUGAACACCAUUAUAUCCCAUUACCAACAUUAUCUCGACUUGAUGGGAGUUGGCCGUGAGCACUCUGGAGAUAACUUGGAUUGUGGUGACCAGGUGGCUUUCAAUCCAACAUCAGAGAGUUCCAACUUCUAAGAAACUGUUUCAAAAAUCUGUGUGUCUGGGCUGUGGGCCCACUAACUGGCUUCCCCAAGCUACAGCGAUCAUGUCUGUGAAACAACAGUUGUUUGCCAUAUGGCAUAUGUACUUGACGAUAAUUAAAAUCCAGUCAUGAUUUACCUGUACUGUAAAUUAAGCCGUUUCUGUCAUUGAAUCUGCUUUCCUUGAUAUCGUUUGAGAAAAAAAACUUUUUUCUGCUA